Molecule: messenger RNA, 3237 nt
Organism: Cheilinus undulatus (humphead wrasse)
Lineage: Eukaryota; Metazoa; Chordata; Actinopteri; Labriformes; Labridae
Exons: 2
Coding region: 1-3237 (1078 amino acids)
Molecular function (GO): GTP binding
Source: RefSeq, a predicted model, not a curated record
AUGACAGGAAGUUACAACAGGACUACCGGCAAAGGAAAUCCAUCACCAAAACAAAACGAGCCGCAGAAGAGCCCACAACAAUCUCAUGCUACCGAAAUUAAGCAGCAGCCUGGACAGGCAUCUGAGUUCCGGAUUCUGGUGUUUGGGGCAAGACAGAGUGAGAAGACAACAAUAAGUGACCUCAUCACUGGAAAAAAUGGCGUCUCUCACCACGUGGCCAAGCAGUUUCAACACAACCGUGGAGAGUGGAGAAAGAAACCAAUCAUGUUGGUGAAAACUGGAGACGUUCUUAGUUUGCCUGAUGACCGAGUCAGGUUUAGCAUGAAGAGGUGCGUGGCCCAGUGCCAUCCUGGGCCAAAUGUGAUGCUUUUCUUAGUCAACCCUUUGGAUUUCACAGAAGAAAACAGGCAAAAAAUAAAGCUCAUCAUGAGCUUCUUUGGUAAAGACGCUUUGAAAUACUGCAUAGUCAUCAUGACGCAAAAUGAUACGGGAGGGAACUCAGCUGUCAACAAACUAGCCCAAGACUGCAGGCUACAGCAAAGAAUCAACCUCGAUAAGGGAGGUUUUCAUCACAAUGAUCGGCAAGAACUGAUGGAUAUGAUUGAAAACAUGGCCAAUGGAAACAGGGGAAAGUAUUUAACCUUUACUGACGACAGUGACCUAAAGGAAACUCCUGGAUGUACAAAAAAACAGGGACAGUUUUUAACCUUUACUGAGAGCAGUGACCUCAAGGAAGCUCCCAAAUGUACAAAACCCCCUCUGAACCUGGUGUUGUGUGGUAGACAUGGGGCCUUAAAGAGGUCAGCAGCUGCUACAAUCCUCGGCCAACAGAAGUCUGGUCUUAUCGCUGACUCAGACUGUGUUAAAAAUGAGGCAGAGGUGCUGGGCCGUCAUGUUUCCCUGGUUUGGCUGCCUGCCUUGAAUGGGAAACAUCCAGAAGAAGCAAAGCGGUUCUUAAUGAAGGCAGUGGCGCUCUGUGAUCCUAAGGGUGUCCAUGCCUUCGCCAUGGUCCUUCCUUUAGAUCCCCCGAGUAAGGAAGACAAGAGAGAGUUGGAGAUCAUCCAAGACACUUUCAGGUCAAGAGUCAAAAAUGUCAUGAUGAUUCUUUUUGCUGUGGAGGGGAACCCCAACUUUCAAGCUGUCACGAGGUUCUUCAAACAGAACAUGGAUGUAAAACACCUGCUUCAGAGGUGUGAUGAAAGGCAUGUUGUCUUCAACAUCAAGGACAAGCAGCAGGUGUCUGAGGUUCUGCAAACUGUAGAGAACAUGGGGGAUGCUGGAUGCAGAGGAUUCACUGAAGAUACGCUUCCAAAGCCCACAAGGAGUUCAUCUUUUCGAGCCAAAUACCCUAAACCUGCAAAUAUAGAGCCCUUAGAGAAGGCUCAGUAUUGUGAGCCUACCAGAGGUGUGCAGAGUAAAAGAGCCUCCUGGGCUGUUGGAGAGUCUGUUUGGGCUGCUAUGGAAAAGUUGUCCCUAGAGCCUCAAAGUGGAGAGCCCUUCACACCAAUGAAGACUCAACCGCCUGUGAAGGACAAAAAGCCUGUUGGGUUUGCAAAGAAUGACGAGUCUGCCGAAAAAGGGAGCCAGCCUCGUCCCCUGGAGCAGAGAAAAGAGUCAGUCAGGAAGUUACAGAUUAAGGAGCCCUGUGAGAAGGUUCAGCAGGAAGAAUGUCUCAGAAUGGUGUUGAUUGGAAAGACUGGUUGUGGGAAGAGUGCAACAGGGAACACAAUCUUGGGCAAUGAAAGUUUCCACUCAAAAACCUCCCUGAAGUCAGUAACCGUGCACUGCCGCAAAGAAACGGGACACAUCAACGGACGCCCCGUCGCAGUCGUUGACACUCCCGGCUUGUUCGACACAACUCUGUCCAAUGAAGAGGUCCAAAAAGAGCUGGUGAAAUGCAUCAACCUGCUGGCUCCUGGGCCUCACGUGUUCCUAUUAGUGCUGAAACUCGGUCGCUUCACUCAAGAGGAAAUAAGUACCGUGGAGUUCAUCAAGAUGUUUUUUGGCGAGAAGUCGAAGGACUUCAUCACCAUCUUGUUCACCAAAGGAGACGACCUCGAAGGUCGAACGAUGGAGGAGUUUCUAAAGGAAGACGAGCACGGCUAUGUCAAAAAACUGAUUGAUGACUGUGGGGGGAGAUACCACGUCUUCAACAACAAGGAUCAGAAGAAUCAUGCUCAAGUCAAAGAGCUGCUGACCAAGAUACAGUCCAUGAUUAAGAGAAACGGCGGUGGCCAUUACACCUCAGAGAUGUUCAGUGAAGCAGAAGCAGCCAUUGAGAAAGAGAAAGAGAGGAUCAUGAAGGAGAGUGAGCCAGAGAUACUGAAGGAGCAGAGAGACCUGGAAAGGAAACUUGAAGAACAACUGGAAGUCAAUAAAAACAGAAUGGCAGAGCUGAUAUCCAAGUUUGAUCGAGACAAAGUUGAGAAAGCCAAAUUGGUCAAAGAAAAAGAAGAGCAAAUUAAAAGGGAGCAGGAGAGGAGGAGGAGGGAACGAGAACAGGAGGAAAGGAGAGAGAAAAUGCAGGAGGAAUCUCGGCGAUUACAGAUAAAACAGAAAAUCUACAGUCUUGAAGAUAACAUCAACAGUGAUCCACAAAAGAAGGCAGUUAUCCAGAGGAUGCUACUGAUGCAAAACAGAGUAGAUCGACAGGUUUGGGAGAGGGAAAGAAAGGAACUGUGGGAGAAACGACGUCGAGAAGAAGAGGAAAGGCAACGCGAGGAGCAAGCACUACUCCAGAAACUCAGAGUCGAACGUGAGGAGGUGAUACAGAGAUAUGAAAUGAAGAGAAAAGAAGAGGAAAGGAUCAGAGCAGAACAUGUGGCACAAGUUCAAGAAGAAUACAAGAGGAGACUGCAGACACUACUGAGGAAGAGGGAAGAGGAGGCCAGAAAGCUUGCUGAAGAACGCAGUGAAUCCAAUCACAUUUACGACAACGUUCUUAGCCCUGAGGUACUCCGGUGCAUGGAUGAAGUAAAGGAGCUGAAGCAAAGGCGUACAGAACAUAAUAAAUACAUCAUACGAAAGCUGAUCCAGAACAAAAUGUUCAAGAAAGACUUCGAGAAGCUGAAGAAGAGACAAGAACAAGAACUUUAUCAGUUACAGUCCAGAGUAGUCACAGACGAAACCCACAUAGAAAUGAACGACAUGAAGAACAGGCAUGAGGAGGAAAUAGACGAGUGGGUACAGAAACAUGUUCAAAUGGUCCAAGGGGGAAAACCGUGUUCGAUUUUAUGA